AUGAACGAUAUCCCCUUGAACUCGAUUCGCAAGAACCGAGCUGGGUACACGAAACUCGCCGAACAAGACGACCUCGGAGAUAGCAUGCGGGUUGGAGCUCGAGCUGCAGCCGUGGCGUCGACACGACGCGCAGGGAAGGGCAAGGCCAGGCAGAAAGACAGAUACGUGGAUGACCCCGAGGAGGAGGACACGCUGCUUGGGGGCCAGUACGACGAGGUGGAGAGCUCGAAUGCACCUCCAUCAACGACACUGCAGAAGUCUCCCACUGCAUCCCUGAAGAGUCGAAACGAGAAGGAUAAAUCACGAACUAUCCCAUUUCGACCGCCAGAUAAACUGCAAUCGCGAUUUCCUCCAAAUAUUGUGCGGAAUCAGAAAUACAACGCUUUCACCUUCCUUCCCAUCGUGCUUUAUGAGCAGUUCAAGUUCUUCUUUAACUUAUAUUUCCUGCUUGUUGCAUUGUCUCAGUUCGUACCCGCGCUGAAGAUUGGCUUCAUAUUUACAUACAUUGCCCCUCUGGCAUUCGUCCUUUUUGUGACGCUGGGAAAGGAGGCAUACGACGACUACAAACGCAACCUUCGCGAUAGAGAGGCCAACUCACAAAAAUACCUCAUCCUCGAAAGUCACGACAUCCCCUCCCGUUCGCAUGACACAUCGUCACUAUUAGAUAGCGCCAUCACCCGUGCCAUCCCCUCGUCGUCGAUCCGCGUCGGUGACCUCAUUGUGCUAGAAAAGAACCAGCGAGUCCCUGCCGAUGUCGUUCUACUUCGCACAUCAGACUCGUCAGGGACGUGUUUCAUACGAACAGACCAGCUCGACGGCGAAACGGAUUGGAAGCUGCGCGUUGCGGUGCCAUCUUGCCAGAAGCUUGGUGAUGACAAGCGUUUGUUGACUCUGGAUGCAGAAAUAUACGCUGAUGCCCCAAUAAAGGAUAUCCACUCAUUUAUCGGGACUUUUACUAUCAACUCGCAUCCAGUUACUCUUGGCAGUCCAGACGACGUUCCUAUGGUGCCCGUACCUACCGUCGAACCCCUAACGGCCGAAAAUGUCUUGUGGUCGAACACGGUCCUUGCUGCCGGAUCUGCAGUAGGGUUUGUAGUUUAUACAGGCUCAGAAACUCGGGCAGUGAUGAACACUAGCCACCCAGAGACCAAAACAGGGCUAUUAGAUAUAGAGAUUAAUAAACUCGCGAAGAUUCUUUGCGCGGUAACGUUUGUGUUGUCGGUGGUACUUGUGGCUUUGAAUGGGUUUCGGGGCCUGUGGUAUAUAUAUGUCUUCAGGUUCUUGAUCCUAUUCUCGUCGAUCAUCCCGAUCAGUCUUCGUGUCAAUCUAGACAUGGGGAAGUCGGUGUAUGCCUCGCAGAUAAUGAACGACAAAGAAAUACCGAAUACCAUUGUUCGAACCAGUACAUUGCCGGAGGAACUUGGACGCAUCGAAUAUCUCCUCAGCGACAAGACGGGCACAUUAACUCAGAACGAGAUGGAGAUGAAGAAAUUACAUAUGGGGACUAUGUCUUACGGAUUCGAUUCGAUGGAUGAGGUUGCUCAUCAGUUAGCCGUUGCCUUUGGUGCAUCUGGGGAAGAAGUUCACCGCAGGCAAGGAUCACUCUCCACUGGGAUACAACUCGCUACUAGAGGCCGCCGAGAUAUGUCUUCUCGAGUUCGUGAUGUCGUGCUAAGCCUAGCUUUGUGCCACAAUGUUACUCCUGUGACAAACGACGACGGAUCAGUCACAUAUCAAGCAUCUUCUCCAGACGAAGUCGCGAUCGUGAAAUGGACGGAAACUAUUGGUCUGACCCUGGUAUCUCGCGAUCGAACUCAUAUGGAGCUGCAAACACCAACAGGCGCACGCCUCGAGUUCGACGUUCUCGACAUCUUCCCCUUCACCUCGGAAUCCAAACGCAUGGGGAUUGUCGUCCGCGAUACUCAUUCUGGUGAGAUCACCUUCCUUCAAAAAGGCGCCGAUGUCAUUAUGGCCAAAAUCGUGCAACGAAACGACUGGCUGGAAGAGGAGACAGGGAAUAUGGCCCGAGAAGGAUUGCGAACCCUUGUUAUGGCGCGCAAGCGGCUCAGCCCACAGAUGUACGCCGAGUUCAAGGACAGGCAUCACCGGGCUAGCGUAAGACUCGAUGGGAGAAAUGAGGCGAUGCAGGCCGUUGUUGCGGAAUAUUUGGAGAAGGAACUUGAGCUACUAGGAUUGACGGGGGUCGAGGACAAGCUUCAAGACGACGUGAAGAGCACUCUCGAGCUCUUGCGGAAUGCAGGUGUCAGAAUCUGGAUGCUGACAGGCGACAAGAUUGAGACGGCGCGUUGCAUUGCUAUCUCAACGAAAUUGGUAGCUCGCAACCAGUAUAUCCAUGAAGUCGCGAAACUCAAGACAUCCGACGAAAUCCGCGAUCAGUUGGAGUUCCUGCAGAACAAAUUGGAUUGCUGCCUGGUCAUUGAUGGCGAGUCGCUACAGCUAUGCCUCAACCUCUUCAAAAAUGAAUUCAUCGAAAUAGCCACGAAGCUGUCAGCUGUUGUUGCUUGUCGUUGCUCGCCUACCCAGAAAGCCGACGUUGCCCGCCUGAUUCGCAAGCACACGAAAAAGCGUGUGUGUUGUAUCGGGGACGGUGGCAAUGACGUGAGUAUGAUCCAAGCAGCUGACGUUGGUGUUGGGAUAGUUGGUAAAGAAGGAAAGCAGGCGUCGUUAGCCGCAGAUUUCUCGGUCACUCAAUUCAGCUUCCUCACUAAACUCCUCCUAUGGCACGGCCGGAAUUCAUAUCGUCGCUCUGCGAAAUUGGCCCAAUUCGUCAUCCAUCGUGGUCUUAUCAUAUCUAUAAUGCAGGCCGUAUUCUCUUGCAUCUUCUAUUUCGCCCCAAUCGCUCUUUACCAAGGAUGGUUGAUGAUGGGCUAUGCCACUGUCUACACGAUGGCGCCCGUCUUCUCCCUGGUGCUUGAUCGUGACGUGAACGAAGAUUUGGCCCUAUUGUAUCCCGAGUUAUAUAAGGAACUGACCAAGGGACGAGCACUUUCCUACAAGACAUUCUUCCAGUGGUUGAUGGUUAGUUUAUAUCAAGGCGCCACCAUCAUGAUUGUGUCGCUUGUUCUGUUUGAGAACGAGUUCCUGCAUAUUGUCUCCAUAUCCUUCACCGCCCUAAUUCUGAAUGAGUUGAUCAUGGUUGCACUCGAGAUAACAACAUGGCAUCUUUAUAUGGUCGUCUCCGAAGUCGUCACGUUGAUUUUCUACAUCAUUAGCAUUGCAUUUCUACCGGAAUAUUUUGAUUUAUCGUUCGUCGUAACCGUCGGCUUUGCCUGGAAGGUGGCCGUCAUCGUGGCAAUCAGCGCGCUUCCUCUGUAUAUCAUCAAAUUAAUCCGUAGUAGAAUCGCACCUGCAGCUUCCAGCAAACUACUAUAG
This is a messenger RNA of Pleurotus ostreatus (oyster mushroom), 3393 nucleotides long. RefSeq names its product putative aminophospholipid-translocase. The transcript has 17 exons. Gene Ontology annotation, molecular function: ATPase-coupled intramembrane lipid carrier activity; ATP hydrolysis activity; magnesium ion binding. Bases 1 to 3393 code for a protein of 1130 amino acids. Lineage: Eukaryota; Fungi; Basidiomycota; Agaricomycetes; Agaricales; Pleurotaceae. Gene Ontology annotation, cellular component: endosome; plasma membrane; trans-Golgi network. The record is from RefSeq and is a predicted model, not a curated record. Gene Ontology annotation, biological process: retrograde vesicle-mediated transport, Golgi to endoplasmic reticulum; phospholipid translocation; endocytosis.